This is a messenger RNA of Nannospalax galili (Upper Galilee mountains blind mole rat), 1105 nucleotides long. RefSeq names its product growth arrest and DNA damage inducible gamma (gene Gadd45g). The coding region runs from base 117 to 596 and encodes 159 amino acids. Gene Ontology annotation, cellular component: cytoplasm; nucleus. The transcript has 4 exons. Gene Ontology annotation, biological process: regulation of cell cycle. The record is from RefSeq and is a predicted model, not a curated record. Lineage: Eukaryota; Metazoa; Chordata; Mammalia; Rodentia; Spalacidae.
GGCUGCACUCUGCGCACUCGCUGGUGGUGGGCGCACGGGAUCCCAGACUGUGGGUCCUCUCUCGCGCUCCGGUUUCCUCCGCACUUUUGGAUAACUUGCUGUUCGUUGAUCGCACUAUGACUCUGGAAGAAGUCCGUGGCCAGGACGCAGUUCCGGAAAGCACAGCCAGGAUGCAGGGCGCGGGGAAAGCGCUGCACGAACUGCUGCUGUCGGCGCAGCGCCAGGGCUGUCUCACCGCUGGCGUCUACGAGUCCGCCAAAGUCCUGAAUGUGGACCCUGACAAUGUGACCUUCUGCGUGCUGGCCGCCGACGAGGAGGAUGAGGGCGACAUAGCCUUGCAGAUCCAUUUCACGCUGAUCCAGGCGUUUUGCUGCGAGAACGACAUUGACAUCGUGCGCGUGGGUGAUGUACAGCGGUUGGCGGCGAUCGUGGGCGCCGGCGAUGAGGCGGGUGCGCCGGGCGACCUGCACUGUAUCCUCAUUUCGAACCCGAAUGAGGACACGUGGAAGGAUCCCGCCUUGGAGAAGCUCAGCUUGUUCUGCGAGGAGAGCCGCAGCUUCAACGACUGGGUGCCCAGCAUUACCCUCCCAGAGUGAGUGACAGCCCGGCCGAGACCUUGGUCUGAUCGACUUGGUGACGCUCCCGGGCGCCUAGCGCGCUGCUGGCUGUGGAGUGGCCCUCCGAGUGCGCCCGAGUGCGCGAGGAGACUGGCAGGCGAGGUUGCCUGGAGAGCGAGGAACGCGGCCUCCCGAGGAAGCCCGGCGGCGGCGGGGACACUUCCGUUCCGACCCCAGGACUGACUCUGCAAGUGUCGGGAGAGGCUGCUCGCACCGGAAGGCCGAGGCAGGGACGCCGGCUGCAGGGCGGGGAAGAGCAGACUGGAGAGGCAGGCGUGACUCAGCAGCCCUCCAGCUCCGCUGGAAAGACGGGAAGGGCGACGCAGGCGGCCUGAACUUGGUACAACUGCUGGAGCCGCCAGCUGCAGGAGCGAGCCGGACUUAGCAGGCUGCACUGCUUUUUCCAAACGGAUCCGGGCAAUGCUUUCAUUUUCUAAAGGAUGUUUUCGUGGAAGCUUUGAGUUUCACAAUAAACUUAUUGAAACAAA